AAUUUCUCGAUACUCGACAUUUGCAGUAGUUCGCGUUCGGUGCGAAGUAAAGCGUUGUGCUGCGUGUGGAAAAACAGGCAGGCAAUGCCCGGAUUAGUUGCAAUAGAGUGUGUUGCGCAGGCCUUUCGUAUGGCAACCAGAUCGCCUGAUCCCGAUCGGAAACUGGGUAAGUCAAUGUCUUUUUCUAAACAAAAAGACAUUAAGACAGCUAAUAACACGCAGAUUGAUCUGUGUUUGUUAUUAUGGACAUGGGCGGUGCCAUUAACGAUCUGCGCGAUCGUCUCGAAGCAUCACUUGAGUCCCCGACCAAGAUCCGCGAUAUGACCAUCUUCACGUGCUGUGUUGACGAACUGGAGCGUUUAUCAUCACCCAUGCAGUUAACCAAGAAGGACCUCCUGGAAUCCCGCAUCGGGAAGACCAUUAAUGAUCUCCGCCGCGAAUUGCCCAGUAAGGAGGGCAAAUUGGCCAAACGGCUCAAAGCGCUCGUCCGUAUCUGGUCCACCCGGCUGAUCGAAUCCGAAGAGCCGACGUCCACACCUCCGACGUUAAUCGCCGCUCCGGAGAACGGCACCACGGUUCCUAGUUCCCCCGUUAUCCCCAACGGCGUGCUGACGACGGCCGCCACCACCCGGACGGCUCCCGUCAAGCCCCCCGAGGCGGACGCCGUGUCGCCCAAGGUGGGUCGGGCCAAGAGCCAGCUGACGAUCACGCUGAAGCGGUCCCGCGCCGCGGCGGAGGAGCCCCCGGCGGUCGUUAAGAAGCCGCGCGUCGAUAGCCGCCCCAACACGCCCGACUCCCCGGGGAAUCCGCUGACGCCGGACGCGGCGGGGAUACCGUCGCGGAUCCUACACCGUCCCAAAGUGAAGACGCACGACCAGAUCCUCAAAGACCUGCAGGCCAAGAAUCCCGACCUGCUGCCGGCGGAGAAGCCCGUUGACAAGGUCCCCUGUGAUGUAACGCUCAAAUCGUCUGUGAUUGCCGCCAAAGAGGAGGAUAUGGAGGAGCCCGCCGGACCGUCCGGACCCCGCGUCGAUCCCGUGGACGCGGAGCUGGCGGAUAUUCUGAAGAAUCUACCGCCGUUGAGUGCCGCCGAUGGGCCCCUCUCCUGGGAUGUCGAUGAGGCGUCCACGUCGGCGACGACGACGUCCAGCGGGGAGGUGGCCCGGGGCACGCGAGACGCCGACGGACACCUGCACAAUUACACGGAGGCCUUUGUUGAUCGGAUGCAGAGCGGUGAGAAAGUGGUGGUCUUACCGUAUGUCUAUUUUCCAUUCCCGCGACCGUGAUCCAGAAAAAGCUGUACAGUUGUCCAUUUUGUCAGAUUUGACAGUCUUGAUAGUUCGUCUCUUCAGUUUUAUCAAGAUUAAUUGAUCUGUUUAUUUUUGUUACGUAUCGUUGGUUGGCACCGUGGGCAACCGCUUUCACACACACACGCAAUUGGGUUGUGAACCUCUUUCCCUGUUUGCUAAAUUAGCAACAACAGAGCGUUUUGUUUCUCAUGGUAGGAUUUUUUUGGACGAAAGUUGUGUUAUUUGGCAAAGUAUUUUUCUAGAAUAGUUGGAAUGGUGUUCGAAAUGUAAUUAUUAAAGGAAGUUUGUUG
Molecule: messenger RNA, 1600 nt
Organism: Paramacrobiotus metropolitanus
Lineage: Eukaryota; Metazoa; Tardigrada; Eutardigrada; Parachela; Macrobiotidae
Product: mediator of RNA polymerase II transcription subunit 26-like
Exons: 1
Coding region: 243-1286 (347 amino acids)
Biological process (GO): positive regulation of gene expression; regulation of transcription by RNA polymerase II
Cellular component (GO): mediator complex; core mediator complex
Molecular function (GO): transcription coregulator activity
Source: RefSeq, a predicted model, not a curated record